Messenger RNA from Lactuca sativa (garden lettuce), 1421 nucleotides. Its product is annotated as B3 domain-containing transcription factor VRN1. Gene Ontology annotation, molecular function: DNA binding. NCBI's taxonomy places the organism in Eukaryota, Viridiplantae, Streptophyta, Magnoliopsida, Asterales, Asteraceae. The record is from RefSeq and is a predicted model, not a curated record.
AACAUCUCAGUUAAUUGGAAAAAGUUAGGUACUAAAUCGUCUAUUUAUCAAUGGUUUCUAAUAUAGUGGUAUCAGAUUUAUUUUUUUUAUUUUUUUUUUAGGGUUCAAGUCUUGUCCCUAAAAAAUAUGUGAAAUUAGGUGGCAGUUUAAGAGGAUAUUAUAUAUUUAUAUAUGUCGGUUAAAAAAAUAAAAUAAUAAAUAAUAAUAAUAAUAAUAAUAAUAAAAAACUAAAUCGUCUAUUUGGAUAAUGAGAUGAUACAAGCACUUAAUUGCAAUUUCCAUAUUUAAUGAAGCCUCCAGCCAACAUUAAUGCAGAAGUUAAACGUCCCUCAUAGCCAUGCAGUCUAUAUAAUCAUGAUAACCGGAAACCCAAGAGCCAAGAAGUUGCUCCACCACCCUUCCCUUUUUUUCCCCAUUCCCAAAUCACACAAUGAAAUCCCACCGCCGUUUGAGUCCGCCGGAGAGUCCAGUCAACUUUCUCAAAGUCAUUCUCUCCGACGAUACUCAAUCUACUGGCAUUAGGAUGCCGAAUAAGUUUACAGAGAAGCAUGGAAAAGAUCUGUCGGAAAGAGUGAUACUGAAGGUACCAAACGGUGACGUUUGGCGAGUUGACAUACAGAAAUCAGGGGAUGAGAUUUGGCUGGAAAACGGUUGGCCGGAAUUUGCAGAACAUUACGGAUUAAGAUUUGGGCAUUUGUUGAUGUUCAACUACGAAGGGUUUUCCAUAUUUGGUGUGAUUAUAUUCGAUACAAGUGCAUCGGAGAUAGUUUAUCCUCCUAUGAAGAAAGAUCCACUCAGAAACUCUACAAAAGAGAUGUCAAGAAAGACUCCACAACAAGUCAAACUUACUAAACCGAAGACUGUAAAGUUAGAAGAAGAGACAUGUUCAUCGAGUGAAGAUGAAAGCCCUAGGGUCAAGAUUAAUGUUGGAGGUGAAUAUUCAAGAAAGAGUUUGACAGUUGGAAGAGUUAAAGCUACUUUCAAAUCCCACAAACCUUUCUUCGUUGCUUUCAUCCAAAAAACAUAUCUUGCGAGAAAAAGAGGACUGCGUGUACCAAAUGAGUUCAGAAAGAAGUAUUGGAGUGGUGGCAAGAAGCAUAGCAAAUAUUUGCUUAAACUUACGAAUGGUGGAAGACAAAAGACUUGGGAAGUUCUUGCAUAUGAUGAUGAUUAUUUAGGGUAUGGUGACUGGAUGAUGUUUGUCAAAGAAAAUGGUAUUAAAGUUGGGCAUAUCUGUGUUUUUGAGCUGAUUCACACACACCAAAAUGUUUUUCAUGUUACCAUCAUUAGAUCUACAACUUAACUUUCUUUCUUUUUCUUCUUUUUGACCCAAAUGAUCAAGAUCUUGUAAUUGUUCUUUUGAUAUUGUCCGUUUACUAUUUCCUUUUGACCAAAUGGGACAAGUUUUAAAAGGGUAAAAA